GGAAAACCCGCGGCACCGACCAAAAGAAUUCUCCUCCUUUAUUACUGGCUCACCAUCUAACCCCGGAUCACUCACUGACAUGUGCUUCUGUAACUUGUAAUUAACUGCUUACCCGUACAUUAACUGGCUCUCCGACUGCCUACACCACACCUACCGCUAGAAUGGCACAACCUCGUCAAUUUCGAGGCGUCUACAAGGUUGUGAACAAGCAAGAGAUCGAUACAGACAUAUACGUACCCCAGCCGAGGAGGACCGUGAACAAUACACAAUAUCCCGUCAUCAUUGCCAUUCAUGGAGGAGCAUUCAUGCUUGGGUCUUCUAAAAUGGUCAACAAAGACCAAAUAGAAGACUGCUUGAGCCGAGGAUGGAUCGUUUUGGCACCUAAUCAUCGCCUCUGUCCACAGGUCAACCUUCUGGAAGGGCCGAUGCAGGAUUGCCGCGACCUCCUUACUUGGACCUACAAUGGGGGCCUGCAGAAGGCUCUGUCCUCUCUCACCGAUACCCCAUAUCCUCUCGACCUCGAUCGUGUAUUUGCAUUCGGCACAUCUUCUGGCGGAACACUAGCCCUCAGCUUGGGCUUUGGCGUCCCCCGUCCAGUGGCGGGCAUAUACGAUAUGUACGGUCCAUGCAACUUCGCCCACCCCUUCUGGACCACGGAGCUCCCACAUGUGGCCGCGAACCUCCCCCAAGGGCUUAGUGAUGAAUUCAUCAAUCGCAUCUUUGAUGCAGAUCCGGUACCCAUCAUUGGCGGCGUCUCACUCGAAGGACAGCAGACUGGAGCUCCGAACUUCGAUGAUCCCCGCCAAGCAUUCGCGCUCACGCAGAUUGCCAAUGGGAAGGUGAUGGACGUGAUCUUCCCAUCGAAAGACUGGGAGAAGGUCGAUCCGCUCAAAAACAUAACGGAGUCCUUCCCUCCGACCUUCAUUGUGCACGGCGCAGAGGAUGAGAUGGUUCCGUUGGAUCUGAGCAGGGAUUUGUACUCGGCUUUAUUGCAGCAAGGUGUUAAAUGUGGUCUCCGAGUCGUUCCCGGGGAGGGACACACGUUCGCGGCAAAAAUGAAGGUGGGAUCUCCGACAUGGGAGCUCCAGAGAGAGGGUUUCGACUUCCUAGAAAGUUUGAACAAGUAG
Messenger RNA from Phialemonium atrogriseum, 1127 nucleotides. Its product is annotated as Alpha/Beta hydrolase protein. The transcript has 3 exons. Gene Ontology annotation, molecular function: lipase activity; serine-type peptidase activity. The record is from RefSeq and is a predicted model, not a curated record. Lineage: Eukaryota; Fungi; Ascomycota; Sordariomycetes; Cephalothecales; Cephalothecaceae. The coding region runs from base 162 to 1127 and encodes 321 amino acids. Gene Ontology annotation, biological process: proteolysis.